This is a messenger RNA of Etheostoma spectabile (orangethroat darter), 5107 nucleotides long. RefSeq names its product prostaglandin E2 receptor EP4 subtype. Gene Ontology annotation, molecular function: prostaglandin E receptor activity. Gene Ontology annotation, biological process: inflammatory response; positive regulation of cytosolic calcium ion concentration; adenylate cyclase-activating G protein-coupled receptor signaling pathway. The transcript is spliced from 2 exons. Bases 315 to 1592 code for a protein of 425 amino acids. Lineage: Eukaryota; Metazoa; Chordata; Actinopteri; Perciformes; Percidae. Gene Ontology annotation, cellular component: plasma membrane. The record is from RefSeq and is a predicted model, not a curated record.
ACUCAUGUCUAACUGGGUGAGAAACGUCUUCUGAAGCCUCUUCUGUCUACAUCAUCGUUUUAUAUUUACUCACCAAACAGUCAAGUAAACUUCCUGACAGGCUGCCACAAAUAUUACGCAGGACUGUGAUGACACCAACAUUGGCAGAUCAUGCCUCAUCUGUGGAGAGUGAAGGAAAAAAACACAAACUUUCUUCCUGUUUGUUUAUCGCUCAGAGCAUCCCAUCCCUUCAGUAAGACCUCCCGCCUCUCAGCUCACAGCUGUGAGCAACGACCUCUGGUUAAUUGCAUCUGGAUUACUGGAAAGCAGAGGGGAUGAGACUACCAGAGAAAAUACCCCUGCUGAGUCCUUAUCUUCUGUUACAGGGCGUUAAAAGGGAAAUGCACUCUCAAAUCCACAACAGACCAAAGGGAAUAUCGCUAACACACACCAGCCCAUGGGUGUAUUUGGCGAUGGAGAGUCCCAACUUUACGCACAGAUCUGUUUCCUUAAACGACACGUCUGUUCGGAAUUCACAAAUGACCAGCGUCGAGACAGCAAUCGCUUUACCCAUUUUUAUGUUUGCUGGAGGCGCCAUUGGGAAUAUAAUUGCAAUAAUCGUCCUUUCAGUGUCAAAACAGGAGAGAAAAUCUUCAGCUUUCUACACGCUGUUGUGCGGUCUGGCGGUGACGGACCUGCUGGGCACCUGCCUGGCCAGUCCGCUCACCAUAGCCAACUACCUGGACCACAAUGUGCUGAAGGACCACCAUGUCUGCGAGUUUCACUCUUUUUUGCUGCUGUUUUUCGGUUUAACAGGACUGAGCAUCAUAUGCACCAUGGCAGCAGAGCGGUACCUGGCUAUAUGCUGCCCGUACAUCUACCAGCGGUGGGGGGUGGACCGACGCUUUGCGCAAAAGUUCCUUUUCUUUAUUUACAUCAGUCAUAUCUUCUUCUGCUGCCUCCCAAUGAUGGGCAUGUCGGUGAGCAAGCUGCAGCCGUCCGGGACCUGGUGCUUCAUCGACUGGGAGACACACGAGCCUGUGGCCGCCGCUUACUCCGUCCUGUACGGCGCCGUCAGCCUGCUGCUCAUCCUGGGCACCAUCGUGCUGAACCUGGCGGUGUGCGGAGCUCUGCUGCUGAUGCGCCAGAGGACCGUGCAGCGGCCCGUCACCAGAGCCAGCGUCCGGGAGAGGUGGAGGGCUCUGUCCUCGGCUGCAGAGACGCAGAUGAUCGCGGUGCUGGUGAUGACCUCCGCGGUGGUUCUGGCCUGUUCAGCCCCGUUGGUGGUCCGUGUGUUUGCCAACCGUUUCAUGCUGAAAAAUGACCCCAAAGCUGACCUUUCUGCCAUCCGAAUAGCCUCUGUUAACCCCAUCCUCGACCCCUGGAUCUACAUCCUCCUUAGGAGGUCUCUUUUUCGGCGAUUACUAAGUCUAUCCAGGCGAGGUAGCAGCACUCGCAGAGGUUCAUCUUCUACAACACAAAGGGAUCUGUUUGAUCCUGAUCUCAUGAGGGACAGCCACGUGUUCACCCAGCUGAUGUGCAACACAAACAUUAUAACUCAGCUGCCUGCCACCGUCAAAUUUACUGCGUACAACACAGAGAGUCAGACAUAAAACAGACUGAAGAUGUCUUCGACAUCCAUGAAUAUUUGCUGCUCUCUCCGGCUCCAAGCAGCUCGAUGCAGGGACUUCGUCUCAGAGUUGUUGUCAGUGGCAUGCAAAGACUGGGACGUCUCUGUGGGUCCACUGGACAGGACCCUCAGGGCUCCUGUAGGAUCAUUUAUGAAAUGAGAGUCAACGGCUGCUCUGCAUCUACAUAGAUGUCUCCUUCAGUGACAUGGGACAGAUGAGGAAAAACUAACUUUGAUGUAAUUACCAAAGUGUUACAAGACAUGACCAAACCUUUAAUUUGUGCCUUAGUCAGACCACCCAUCCUCCCUCAGUUACUGCCAUGUGCAUGGGAAACCUCUCAGAAGUUAGUUUUGCAACAGGAGAGAAAUUUGAAAGGCUGAUGUGAGCUUGAUGAAGCACUGACUUAAUGCUACUGAGCUAGCUUGGGCCUUAGUGUCUUUCGUCUUCUCGGUUGGACUGUUUUAGUCUUGAAUGGAACUCCUGUUGCUGUUGGUGUUGACCACCUUGACCCUCUUAUUAUAUUUCACCGUAAUAAUUGAUUUAAACCACAUUGGUCCUGUCAGUGGUAAUGAUUAGAAAUGAAAAGAUAAAACUCUUAACUAUAGGCAAAGAGGGCAUCAUAUAGGGACUAUUAUACCCUGUUCAGUUCAGAGUUCUUUAUUGUCCCUCAAGGGAACACUGGAUUUGUAGUUGGAGGUACACAAAACAACAAAAUCAGGCACAAAACUUCAAAACAUCCUUGUAGCACACAGCCAACAGAUUGAUUGAGUGAACAAUUUCAACACUUAAAAAGUGGACAGUGUAAAAAAAAAAGAAAAAAAUCCCUUGAGAUUGUCUGGAAAAGUAAUUUCUAAGGGUGUUACUGAGAAGGCCUAAGUGACACUAAUUAAAACAUUCAAGAAGUGUGCAAGUUAACAACUUUAAUUGCACAAGGAACAAAAUACAUUUUAAUGGUUUGUUUUUGCUCUAGGGAGCCAACAUCUCUGCCUAGAGGGAAGAGGAAUGAAUUCCUUUAAGAGUGGGUGGUCAGAGCUGGACCAACCACAUUUUUUUUUUAGGAUUAGUUCUUUAUUGUCAGGACAGCUGAAUACAUGAAUGAGGAAAGAGAGGGGGAAUGCUAUGCAGCAAAGGGCCACAGGUCAGAGUCGAACCCUCUGCGUUGAGGACUAAACCUCUAUAUAUUGGCGCCCGCUCUACCAACAGAACUAUCCGAGCGUCCCUUCUGUAAAAUGUGCCUGUCGCACAUCUUUGUUAAAGAGAGAUGCUGUGUGCCGAUUAUCUUACUGGAUAAUGCUACAGGCCUAUCUAUUUUCUGUAGCACGUGGUCUGUGGCAUUCAGUUUUUCAGGUCAGGUUCUGUUUUUUUUUUAUUUGAAAAACAUAACUCACAGUCAGUCACAGAGUUUCAGUCGGCCAUCAACUAUUUUUUUUUUAGUCUCGUAUCAUUAGACUUUAACUAUAUCACUGCUGAACUUACAUGUGCAUGUGCACUGGUAAGAAUGCGGUACAGGGAGUUUUGGCCAUGCAGGGAGGGAGGCAACAUACUGGUAACUGCUGCAUGACAACCUUUACAAAUCUUGUAAAAGUGCUCACAUACAUUUUGAUAGGACUUCAAAUUAAACUUAAAUUGAUGCAUUAAAAACGAAAUUGACCACUAGGGGGCAGAAAGACUCCAAAACAAGGAAUCUGAUGAAAAUAGGAGAUGAAACAGUUUAAACUGGAAUAUAGGGCUUUGCUCCUUGAUGCCAGGCAGAGGAAAGCACAUUUUUGCAAUUUGUCCAACUUUUCCUGCAAUUAAAGGGUAUUAAAAAGCAUAAUGUAUAAAUACAUAUAACAUUUAAUAUGUUCAGUAUUCCAUAAUGCAUUUAUUCCUUCCCAACAUUUAAAAAUAGCAUUUACUAAACAUAAGCAGACAAGACUGUGCAAAGCUGCACCGCUGUACAUUUUUGUACCUUGACACCAUAAAUAAAAAUCUAUUAACAUCGGUUAAGUAAAAAGUCUGCCUCGAAAUCCAAGAUGCACAAAAAUAAUUAGUUUUACAAAGUAAGCUCCUCUUUUUCCAUUCAUUAACAUUUACAUCCCAGUUAAAAGCUUUACAGAAGAGAGCCAACAUUCAAAUGAGCAGUGUUCUCCCAGUUUACUGUACAGAAACAGCCAGCAUGAAACAAAACAACUAAACCAUAAAGAAACUCAUUAAGAGUUUAUGAAUUUUUACAUCUUGACCACCUGGAAACAAUGCCCCCAUCCUGUGGUGGAUCAGUUAUUGAUAACUGCGUUGGAGAAAAUGAGGAAGGAAAAUCAUAAAAAAAAAAACCUUAACUGCAGCUGCAGACAGCGAGAUUUAAAAUGUUCAAAUAUGACUUGCGCUGCUUUCUGCAGGUUGCAGUGAACAGUGCAUGCUUGCACUAUGAAGGGAUUGUGUUACUUUCUUGAAUGGUUUUGUUUGGAUGUUGUCCGUCAAUGUCACACUGCUGUUUAACAUCAUCACAUUUCUCAGCUGUUGAUAAAUUUAGAUUGGUUUUCAUUUACUCACCCCUCACAAUGACAAAGUAUUUUACUUUGAUCGUCACCUCAUGUAUUACACCAAUCUGAUAUGCAGAUGAGGUGUAUCCUUUUUUAGGUUAGCAAUUAAAAGGCUUUUCAAAAAAAGGAUUACAAUUGUUCCUUCAAAAAAAAAAAAUUGAGGACUAAAAAGGCGCUAAUUCCAAAAAAAUGUUUUAAAAAAAGAGAUAAGGAUGCACCUGUCAUAGACAACAUUUCAAGAAAACAUGAAAGAUGCUCUGUAAUUAUAUAUGAUUUAGAGCUAUAGUUGAUUGCGUAGUGUUAAGGAAUUCAAUCUCAACUGGUACUCUUUAAGUAGUAUUUUCAGACAUCUGGUUCCUCAGAACAGUGGUAGACACUAGGGAGAAGUUACAGUGAAAUAAGCAAUAUCGAUAUGUGUCUCGUUGUCAAACAAAUGAUAUCCAAUCUUCUUAAAGCUCUGCUUUGGUCUUUACCAACUACGUAUAAAUAUCUGCCACUUUGUUCUGCAGUCACUCAGUCAAUCUGUCUGCUGUUUAGUGUUAGGAAGGUAGCAUAUAAGCAGAGUUUAUUAGUUGAUGAGAGCAUUUUCCUUUUCUAACACAAGAUAUGUGCGGCUGCAAAACCAAACAAUCAUAAAGCCAUCGAUAAAGCUGCAGAGAGGGGUGCUAAUUCUCGGCUUUUUCGUCAUGUAAUUCAUGUUAAUAUAGAAAAUGUUGGCAUUAAAGUGUUGAGGUUUUCCUAACAGCUGAAUUGUAAAGACUACCAUCUGACUUGACUGUACUUGAUGCAGACACCAGAGUUCUCGGGUUUUAAUCCAACUCCUUUGUACUUUUUGAGGCUGGUGUUUAUGGUGUGGUGUUUAGUUUUUGAUAUUUCUGCUUAGACCAUGUUUCAAUUUAACACACUCCAAGAACACCCAGUCCAGCCUUAAAGUGUACAAUAGUCAAACACACAAACAACUACGGCAGCAGUCUU